Mesocricetus auratus (golden hamster) is the source of this 1148-nucleotide messenger RNA. It is a transcript of the gene Isoc2, whose product is annotated as isochorismatase domain containing 2. The record is from RefSeq and is a predicted model, not a curated record. Gene Ontology annotation, cellular component: cytoplasm. Lineage: Eukaryota; Metazoa; Chordata; Mammalia; Rodentia; Cricetidae. The coding region runs from base 202 to 834 and encodes 210 amino acids. The transcript has 6 exons.
CCUUGGCCGGAGGAGUGGGACAGAGUGAGGCGAGCACCGAUUGGGUGGCUCGGCCCCGGAGGGCAGGACACCAAGGCUCGGCCCUCGUGUCCACACAGGGCAAAAAGGAGACCCGGUCCGGAGUCCGUGGGAAUCCAGAGGAGAAAAGUCACAGGGCUUGUUGGAAAGGGGACCGGACUCGAACCUGGGACUUUCCGGGCAAUGGCAGCAGCCAGGGCUAGCCUGGGCCGGAUCCUUCCAGAGUCCUCCAUCCUGUUUCUCUGCGACAUGCAGGAGAAACUUCGAGACAAAGUCCUCUACUUCCCACAGAUCGUGUCAAUGGCCGCUCGGAUGCUAAAGGUGGCCCGGCUGUUGGAUGUCCCUGUCUUGCUGACGGAGCAGUACCCACAAGGCCUGGGCCCCACAGUUCCCGAGCUGGGCGCUCAGGGCCUACAAGCCGUGAGUAAGACAUGCUUCAGCAUGGUGCCCCCGCUGCAGCAGGAGCUGGACCGGCGGCCCCAGCUGCGCUCCGUGCUCCUCUGCGGCAUCGAGACCCAAGGCUGCAUCUUGCACACAGCCCUGGACCUCCUGGACCGAGGGCUUCAGGUCCAUGUGGCGGUGGAUGCCUGUUCUUCUAGAAGCGAGACCAACCGGCUGGUGGCCCUGGAUCGAAUGCGGCAGAGUGGAGUCUUUCUGUCCACCAGCGAAGUGCUGAUUCUCCAGCUGGUGAAGGAUUCUGCACACCCACAGUUCAAGGAGAUCCAGAAGAUCAUUAAGGAGCCAGUCCCAGACAUCGGGCUGCUAAGCUUCUUCCAAGGCAAGAACAACCCCCUGUUGCUGGACUCCAGGCCCUGACUUGAAGGAUGGACCCAUCCACCCUCCUUGUCACCCAGGCGUUGAUGGAUGCCUUUUCCUUCAUCCAUGGAUCCCAAGAGUGGUGCAGUCCGCCAGGAGGACCGCCCCCGUGGGAGAGGAGGCGUGGUUCUGUCUUCCUAUUGGGCAUCUGGUCCCGGAAAUGCAAAUGAGACUCCCGAUGCCGGGUGGGAAUUGGCUGAGGGAAAGGUGGGGGCGUGGCUGGGCCCCGGGCCACUUCAUGGAGCGGGAAAAGGAGGGGGAAGGAAUGUCACAACUGGGACCCGGUCUCAGAGAAUAAACAUUGAUGUGGCUGA